AUGUCGUGGCUCUUCAACCGGUCGCGCAAUGCAAGCGGUGCAAUCAGAGAGAGCUCGGAGGAAGACGACGGACCACCUGCCACGGGAACGGUCGCAGAAGUUGUCCUGCCCGAGACUUCAUCGACCCUAAUCGAGACAAUCCAUCCUUCAAGUCUGUGCACGGGACGAAAACGAGCACUCUCAGUUGCAUCGAUCUCCUCCUCAAGCGAGCAAGGCGAGGCUCCUGAGCAGGACUCCGAAUUGAUCAUGGUGAAGAAGGAAGACCCGUACGGCAUCAGUGAUCCUGAAGACGAAGAGGAUGACGGCGAUGACGACACCUCCACCUCGAUUUCCGAGGAGGAAGACAGCGGCGACAACUACGAGGAUGAGGACCGGAGCCCUUCUGGUAAAGCUUCCCGGAAGAAGAGCCGCAAGAGAGCUUCGAAGUUGGCGGCUGGCUCGUCAGCGUUCGUCAAGCACGAGGGCGUCAAGACCACGACUAGGCCAGAGAAAGGAUCGUACCUCUGGCAACGCUGGACCAGCGAGGAGGAUGCGCAUCAAGCACUCAAGAACUGGGCGUUGCAGAAAGGCUUCCGAGUGAACGUGUGUCGCAACAAAACAAAGUCGGCGCCGUACUUGAGAUGCCCUUGCAGCAAGACGUCAACAAAUUGUCCGUUCAGCGCCAAGUUCGAGUAUCGUAAGGCGGAUUCGACGUACAAGUUGUGGAUCCUCAAAGAAUUUCACAACCAUAAACUUAUGGGUCCGAUCUCGUCUUCGGCUGGUCGCAAUGGUGCAUUCACAGAAGCAACGCCGCCCCCACCAUUUGCCUUUCCGCCGAGUCCUGGACCAUCCAACGCCUCCUUCCCGGUGCGAUAUCACGACUUUCCCGAGAUGUCCAAUAAUCGUCCAACUGCCAGCCCCUCUGUCAUCAAGCGGGAUCGAGACUUUUCCGUCGGUCAAUCAGCCUUCACUGGGUUGGGCAGUCACGACUCCCCUCUCUUUCUCGACGAUGACGUCUGGGAUCAAGGUCAGCAAGGGUCGACAUCGUUUCUCGAUGUGAUGAGCUCAUUGGCCAGCUUUCCUUAUCAAGAUCUUUCCAAGGCAGUGGAUCGACUCACGGCAGAAGAGCGACUGCAACUGUUCGUGCGCACAAAGAAGCUCAACGAGCUGCUGGAAAGGAGUGGCCUUUGA
Molecule: messenger RNA, 1170 nt
Organism: Pseudozyma hubeiensis SY62
Lineage: Eukaryota; Fungi; Basidiomycota; Ustilaginomycetes; Ustilaginales; Ustilaginaceae
Exons: 1
Coding region: 1-1170 (389 amino acids)
Source: RefSeq, a predicted model, not a curated record